Molecule: messenger RNA, 858 nt
Organism: Ramularia collo-cygni
Lineage: Eukaryota; Fungi; Ascomycota; Dothideomycetes; Mycosphaerellales; Mycosphaerellaceae
Exons: 1
Coding region: 1-858 (285 amino acids)
Molecular function (GO): catalytic activity
Source: RefSeq, a predicted model, not a curated record
AUGAGCGGUCACUUCAACGAACACACACCCGGUGCUGCAACUCCAGAAGAUGAGCGGGAGCCCUACGUCUACACCAGCAUACGCUAUGACGUUCGUUUGCUCAAGUGUGAACAGAACACUGCAGCAUCAUGCAACAAGCCUUGCCCGUUCUACAUGUUAGAACAUCAUUGGACUCGCCUUCAGAUCGCCAAAUGGAGCACAUUCUUCUUUGCAGAUGACAGACCGAGACCCAAUUCAGGCGGUCCAUCGAUCAUCUUCCAAAGCCUCCUCAAUGCCGUGAAGCAAUGGCAUGAGGCACAUCCUGGUGAAAAUCCAGAGGCCCUCCGCAUCAAGAUCCGCGCGUACGUUGGCGGGAAGUUCAGAACGGAAACAUACUAUCCACUCAAGAGUAUUCCAAUCGAUUCGCUCUUCCCUCCCAGUUUGAAGGUAUUCCCGCCAGAGCACAAAGCUGAUUGGACGAUUGUACUUGAUUCGGAACCCACGCAACCUGCAGAGUCAACAAUGUUUAAGACAAACGAUCGAUCUGUGUAUGGACGCUCGAGGAUUGAUGCAGGCAUUACGAGUUUCGCCCAACCCAAGGAGGUACUACUCUUCACUCCGGAUAGAUAUGUGCUGGAUGGCUCAAUCUGUACGCCAUAUCUCUUCCGCAACGGCCAGUGGGUCACGCCAGAAUCAUCUGCAGGAGGUCUUCAAGGUACCACUCGGCGUUGGGCAUUGGAGCAGAAGUUGUGCGUCGAGGGAAUGAUCCCGAUCGAUAGCCUGCAAGCUGGAGAGACUGUCUGGUUGAGUAAUGGCGUCCGAGGAUUCUUCUGGGCACGAUACGAGAGUCGCAACAACGCGUCGGAGCGCGCAGCAUGA